AGCUUCCAAUCGAGAACCAAUCGUACUCUCAACGCAACUCUCAACCCAAGCCGCAUUCAACAUGAACUUCAACAAGAUUUUCGUCUUCGUCCUGCUGGCGGCGCUGGUGCUGCUCGGUCAAACCGAAGCCGGCCGGCUGAAGAAGCUGGGCAAAAAAAUUGAAGGAGCCGGCAAGCGUGUGUUCAAGGCGGCUGAGAAGGCACUUCCAGUAGUUGCAGGAGCGAAAGCCCUCGGCUAAUUGACCACCCCCAGUCCCCAUCAAGGAUGUACCUUUUUUUUAUCUUAGUUCCAUACCCACCGCAAACAAAAUAUCCCUGCCACCAUGUGUCCAUUGUGAUAUAAAAACAUUUCCUACAACCAUUUUAUAAAUAAAAUAAAAAUCUGUGUUGUGAUCAACACA
Anopheles coustani is the source of this 400-nucleotide messenger RNA. RefSeq names its product cecropin-A. The record is from RefSeq and is a predicted model, not a curated record. Gene Ontology annotation, biological process: antibacterial humoral response; defense response to Gram-positive bacterium; defense response to Gram-negative bacterium. Lineage: Eukaryota; Metazoa; Arthropoda; Insecta; Diptera; Culicidae. The coding region runs from base 62 to 238 and encodes 58 amino acids. The transcript is spliced from 2 exons. Gene Ontology annotation, cellular component: extracellular region.